UCUCUGGAAUUCAACAACGAUUCAACUCUCCUCUCUGCAUCUAUACAUCGUAUUGUCGAUCUCGUCUCAUCUGUCUUGUCUACUCUCUGCCCCGAACCCUUGUCAUGAAGAUCACUGCCUUGCUCGUUCUCAAGUGCGAUCCCGAAACACGCGAACCCGUUAUCCUGGCCAACGUUUCCGACCUCUCACAAUUCGGAAAAUUCUCUUUUUAUCGCUCUAACUUCGAAGAGUUCAUUGUAUUCAUUGCCCGUACUGUUGCCAGAAGAACCCCUCCAGGUCAGCGCCAAUCCGUCAAACACGAAGAGUAUAAAGUGCACGCUUACAACAUAAAUGGCCUCUGCGCCGUAGGAUUCAUGGACGACCAUUAUCCCGUUCGAAGUGCCUUUUCUCUUCUCAAUCAGGUAUUAGAUGUAUACCAGAAGGAUUAUGGUGACACAUGGAGGUUUGAAAACUCUAGUCAGCCGUGGCCAUACUUAAAAGAAGCUUCAGACAAAUUUCGGGACCCGGCAGAAGCUGAUAAGCUGUUGAAAAUCCAGAGGGAAUUGGAUGAGACCAAGAUUAUCCUUCAUAAAACCAUUGAUGGUGUCCUAGCCCGAGGUGAAAAGCUGGACAGCUUAGUGGAGAAGAGCUCAGAGUUAAGCCUGGCAUCGAAGAUGUUUUACAAGCAAGCGAAGAAAACAAACUCAUGUUGUACACUUCUCUAAGCUGUAAUGCAACUCUUGAAUGUCCCUCUAUAGAAUAGUCUACCCUACUUGAACUGCUUUCUAUGAACUUAUGAACAUAUCUCAAGGAAUAAGUUGUUCCAUGUCAGGUUUUAGUUUUUUUUUUUUUUUUUUUUUUUUGGUUUUUUUUUUCUGUAAUGUGUAGUUUUUAUCCAAGAGAUGUUAGCUAAGAAUGACAGUUUCAUCAUAUUGGGAUAAAAAAUUAUAUAAAUAAAAUUAACAUAAUUAA
Molecule: messenger RNA, 951 nt
Organism: Arabidopsis thaliana (thale cress)
Lineage: Eukaryota; Viridiplantae; Streptophyta; Magnoliopsida; Brassicales; Brassicaceae
Gene: ATYKT62
Product: Synaptobrevin family protein
Exons: 8
Coding region: 105-704 (199 amino acids)
Biological process (GO): vesicle-mediated transport; vesicle fusion
Cellular component (GO): SNARE complex; plasma membrane; membrane
Source: RefSeq, marked reviewed